AUGGGCGGGAGCAUCCGCGAGGAGGUGGAGGUGGCGCUGCACGAGCACCGCUUCCUCGUGACCAAGCUGCUGGAGUCCCUCAACACAGCCUCACUGCCGCCGUCCACGAUCACCGCCACGAGGCUGCGCACCGUGAACGAGACGUUCAACAAGGUGCUGGAAAAGGACCGGGACCUGCUGGCGGCCGUCAAGAAGCUGGCCAGGCACCAGGUGGCGCAGAAGGAGCUGCUGCGCGUGGAGGCGGAGAUCGAGAGCAAGAAGCAGAAGGUCGUGCAGUAUGCAGCGCAGCUGCGGCGCUCCCAGGAGGACAUCGCCAAUGUGCUGAGGAAACACCGCGUCGUGCUGCAGAACGCCAAGCAGAAGUCCAAAGUGGUUCUCGACCCGCGCGACAUUGUGGCGUACGCGCACCGCAUUGCCGGCACGACGUCGGCACCCAAGGAGUGGCAGCCCGGAUUCCCCAUGUUUGGGUUCAUGCCGCCGGCGCCGCAGGAGCACAUGAUGCGUGCGGGUGUGCUCAGUCGCGGCAUCGUGGCGGAGAUCGUGACCCAAGGGCCGGAGAAGUACACGUCCACAGCGGCGCGUGUCAAGCAGGACGGCGACGGUGGCGAGGCCAUCGAGAAGCUCAACAUCCCCAUUGGCUUGGGCGCCAGCGACGCGCAGAUCCGCAAGCAGAUGCCGCCAGGAUGGAAGCCCGGCGACCCCGUGGACCUGCCGCUAGACGCGCUGCUGCACUACAUGGGCCGGAGUUUCUUCACGGAGCACGGCAUCACGCUGCCCGAGUCGUGGAAGACUGGAGACCCGCUGCCGCCCGACGUGAUGGAGAUCCUGCGCAAGAAGUUCAAGCUGCCGGAGAAGCGUGCACCACUGUACGACGACGAGGUCGUGGACGACGUGGAAGGUCUCCGCAAGAAGCGCAAGCUGGAAGAAGGCGACAAGGCCGAGGACGGUGCCGCCGACAGCGACAGCUCGAGCGACUCGAGCGACAGCGACGAGGAGGCCCCCAACACCAUCUCGCUCAGCCUCUCGUCGUCCGAAGACGAGAGCGACGACGACAGCGACUAG
Messenger RNA from Phytophthora sojae, 1062 nucleotides. RefSeq lists its product as hypothetical. Gene Ontology annotation, molecular function: transcription coregulator activity. The record is from RefSeq and is a predicted model, not a curated record. Gene Ontology annotation, biological process: regulation of transcription by RNA polymerase II. The coding region runs from base 1 to 1062 and encodes 353 amino acids. Gene Ontology annotation, cellular component: core mediator complex; mediator complex. NCBI's taxonomy places the organism in Eukaryota, Oomycota, Peronosporomycetes, Peronosporales, Peronosporaceae. The transcript is spliced from 5 exons.